Messenger RNA from Macrosiphum euphorbiae (potato aphid), 360 nucleotides. Lineage: Eukaryota; Metazoa; Arthropoda; Insecta; Hemiptera; Aphididae. The record is from the annotation of a GenBank genome assembly.
AUGUUACACUCAGUAGAAAGUUCUCUUAUCGUCAUUCGUCGAUCUGAUCGAAUAAUUUUUCGUACUUUUGCCACCAUUUCCACAUUUCUUGAUGUUGAAGGUCGUCCAGCACGAGAGUCAUCAUUAAUGUCUUCACGACCCUCAAUAAACCUUUUAUGCCAUUCAAAUGUUUUAGACCGGCUCAUCGCUUCAUCUUCAAAUGCUUUUUUAAUCAUUUCAAAAGUUUCAGUCGCUGAUUUACCGAGUUUAACGCAAAAUUUAAUGCAAACACGCUGCUCGAGUUUAUUCGACAUGACAAAAACGGCACACACAUUAAAAGUAUCUGAUUUCAAUGAAUUUUCGUUCAUUACUAACAGUUAA